This is a messenger RNA of Acomys russatus (golden spiny mouse), 2963 nucleotides long. RefSeq names its product ubiquitin specific peptidase 20 (gene Usp20). The transcript is spliced from 24 exons. The coding region runs from base 84 to 2819 and encodes 911 amino acids. Gene Ontology annotation, molecular function: zinc ion binding; cysteine-type deubiquitinase activity. The record is from RefSeq and is a predicted model, not a curated record. Gene Ontology annotation, biological process: protein deubiquitination. NCBI's taxonomy places the organism in Eukaryota, Metazoa, Chordata, Mammalia, Rodentia, Muridae.
GCCCCAAGACUCCGCUCGGAGCCGCUGUGGGCGCGCUUGACUGACAGGCGGCGCGGUUGCGACGGCAGGGGAGCCUGGCCAGAAUGGGGGAUCCCAGAGACUUCUGCCCUCACCUGGACUCCAUAGGGGAGGUGACCAAAGAGGAUUUGCUGCUUAAAUCUAAGGGCACCUGCCAGUCGUGUGGUGUUGCUGGACCUAACCUAUGGGCGUGCCUCCAGGUCACCUGCCCCUACGUUGGCUGUGGAGAGUCUUUUGCUGACCAUAGCAGCAUUCACGCACAGGUGAAAAAGCACAACCUGACUGUGAACCUGACCACGUUCCGGGUGUGGUGCUACGCCUGUGAGCGGGAAGUCUUCCUCGAACAGCGCCUGACAGUCCACCUGUCCAGCUCCUCGGCCAAGCUCUCAGAGCAGGACUCCCACCCUCUGAAAGCUGUCCCCAUUGCUGUGGCUGAUGAAGGAGAGUCCGAGUCAGAGGACGAUGACCUGAAACCUCGAGGCCUCACAGGCAUGAAGAACCUGGGGAACUCCUGUUACAUGAACGCCGCCCUGCAGGCCUUGUCCAAUUGCCCUCCACUCACCCAGUUCUUCCUGGAGUGUGGGGGCCUGGUACGCACAGACAAGAAGCCGGCCUUGUGCAAAAGUUACCAGAAGUUGAUCUCUGAGGUCUGGCACAAGAAACGGCCAAGCUACGUGGUCCCCACCAGCCUGUCCCAUGGGAUCAAGUUGGUCAACCCGAUGUUCCGAGGCUAUGCCCAGCAGGACACCCAGGAGUUCCUACGCUGCCUGAUGGACCAGCUUCAUGAGGAGCUCAAGGAGCCCAUGGUAGCUGCUGUGGCAGCACUCAGUGAUGCUCGGGACUCAGAUUCCAGCGACACAGACGAGAGGCGUGAUGGCGACCGGAGCCCAUCAGAGGACGAGUUUCUGUCCUGUGACUCAAGCAGUGACAGGGGUGAGGGUGAUGGGCAGGGGCGUGGUGGAGGCAGCUCAAAGGCUGAGAUGGAGCUGCUGGUCUCAGACGAGGCAGGCCGAGCCAUCUCUGAGAAGGAGCGAAUGAAGGACCGCAAGUUCUCCUGGGGCCAGCAGCGUACCAACUCGGAGCAGGUGGACGAGGAUGCUGAUGUGGACACAGCCAUGGCCUCCCUUGAGGACCGGCCCAGCGAGGCCCAGCCACCAACACCUAGGUCCACCAGUCCCUGCCGGACCCCAGAGCCAGACAACGAAGCCCACAUUCGCAGCUCCUCUCGCCCCUGCAGCCCUGUCCACCACCACGAGGGCCAUUCCAAGCUGUCCAGCAGCCCUCCUCGGGCAAGCCCUGUGAGGAUGGGGCCAUCGUACGUGCUCAAGAAAGCUCAGGUGCCGAGUACUGGUGGCCGGAGGCGGAAGGAGCAGAGCUACCGCAGUGUCAUCUCAGACGUCUUCAAUGGCUCUGUCCUCAGCCUGGUGCAGUGUCUCACCUGUGACCGGGUAUCUACCACUGUGGAGACAUUCCAGGACCUGUCAUUGCCCAUCCCUGGCAAGGAAGACCUGGCCAAACUCCACUCUGCCAUCUACCAGAAUGUACCAGCCAAGCCGGGUGCCUGUGGGGACAGCUACUCCUCCCAGGGCUGGCUGGCCUUCAUUGUGGAGUAUAUCCGGCGGUUCGUGGUGUCCUGUACCCCCAGCUGGUUUUGGGGCCCUGUGGUCACAUUGGAAGACUGCCUGGCUGCUUUCUUUGCUGCUGAUGAGCUGAAGGGUGACAAUAUGUACAGCUGUGAGCGGUGUAAGAAGCUUCGGAAUGGCGUCAAGUAUUGUAAGGUCCUAUGUCUGCCUGAGAUUCUGUGUGUCCACCUGAAGCGCUUCCGGCAUGAGGUGAUGUACUCCUUCAAAGUCAGCAGCCACGUCUCCUUUCCCCUCGAGGGGCUGGACCUGCGCCCUUUUCUGGCCAAGGAGUGCACAUCCCAGGUCACCACCUAUGACCUCCUCUCUGUCAUUUGUCACCAUGGCACAGCAGGCAGCGGGCACUACAUUGCCUACUGUCAGAAUGUCAUCAACGGGCGGUGGUAUGAAUUUGAUGACCAGUAUGUCACCGAGGUCCAUGAGACAGUGGUACAGAAUGUGGAGGCCUAUGUGCUCUUCUACAGGAAGAGCAGUGAGGAGGCCAUGCGUGAGCGGCAGCAAGUAGUGUCCCUGGCUGCCAUGCAGGAGCCGAGCCUGCUCCGCUUCUAUGUGUCCCGAGAAUGGCUCAACAAGUUCAACACCUUUGCAGAGCCGGGGCCCAUCACCAACCACACCUUCCUGUGCUCCCAUGGAGGUAUCCCACCCAACAAAUACCACUACAUCGAUGACCUGGUGGUCAUUCUGCCGCAGAGCGUCUGGGAGCACCUGUACAGCAGGUUUGGGGGUGGCCCUGCUGUGAACCAUCUGUAUGUGUGCUCCAUCUGCCAGGUGGAGAUUGAGGCCCUGGCCAAGCGCAGGAGGGUGGAGAUUGACACUUUCAUCAAGCUCAACAAGGCAUUCCAAGCUGAGGAGUCUCCCGGAGUCAUCUACUGCAUCAGCAUGCACUGGUUCCGCGAGUGGGAGGCUUUCGUCAAGGGGAAGGACAGCGAGCCUCCUGGGCCCAUCGACAACAGCAGGAUUGCGCAGGUCAAAGGCAGUGGCCAUAUCCAGCUAAAGCAGGGGGCUGACUAUGGGCAGAUUUCUGAGGAGACCUGGACCUAUCUGAACAGCCUGUACGGGGGUGGCCCUGAGAUUGCCAUCCGGCAGAGUGUGGCCCAGCUCCCAGACCCGGAGGGCUUGCACGGAGAGCAGAAGAUUGAGGCUGAGACUCGGGCUGUGUGACUUCGGCCAGGCUGAGUGCCUGUAGUUGGCCCUAUCCCACUCCAGACAGCCCUGCAUCCCUCUGAAGGCUGCGUCCCGCUGAGUGCCCACUGUCCCUGAAGGCUGGUGUUUGCCGUUCCCCAGAGGGUGUGUCUGUGCCCUGGU